This is a messenger RNA of Ipomoea nil (Japanese morning glory), 567 nucleotides long. RefSeq lists its product as uncharacterized. Lineage: Eukaryota; Viridiplantae; Streptophyta; Magnoliopsida; Solanales; Convolvulaceae. The transcript has a single exon. Bases 1 to 567 code for a protein of 188 amino acids. The record is from RefSeq and is a predicted model, not a curated record.
AUGGGUCUUAACCAAAUUGGUUCUUCUUUACAAAGGCCCGGUGAUACUCGUUGGAGCUCUCAUUUGAAAUCCAUAUCAAGUUUGAUGAGAAUGUUUAGUGCAACAUGUGAAGUUUUACUUAAUAUUAUUGAAGAUGGAACUACACCUACUCACCGUGGAGAUGCCGAUGUAGCUUAUGAGGUAAUGACUUCUUUUGAAUUUGUAUUCAUUAUGCACCUCAUGAGAAAAGUUCUAGAGAUUUCUAAUAUGCUUUGCCAAGCUUUGCAACUCCAAUCUCAAGAUAUAUUGAAUGCAAUGCAUCUUGUGACAUUUACUAAAUUGCUUAUUCAAAAAUUAAGAGAUAGUGGAUGGGAUGAAUUAGUUUCAAGUGUGAAGUCUUUUUGUGAAAAUGUCAAUAUAAGUGUGCCAGAUUUUGAUGCUCAAUAUAUUGCAAGAAGAGGAAGGGCUAGGAAUCAACAAGAUGAAUUAACAGUUGGACAUCAUUACAAAGUUGAUAUUUUUAAUGCGGUGAUUGAUUCUCAGUUGCAAGAGUUGAACAAUAGGUUUGAUGAUAAACAAUGGAGUUAA